UAGAUUGAAAACAGAUCAGGCUGCACAUUUCUUUCUCACACCCUCUCCACCUCCAUUAAAAAAACACAAGAAAAAAGAGCGUGUUCGCUGACAAAACACAAAGCAGCACGCAUCGUUUUAAAGGGUUCGAGAACUUUGCCUAAUCGCAGUGAUGCACCGCAGAAGCACCCCGGGACACGCUAUAGAGCUGCCGCUCCGCUCUGAACUUUAUGAAUGAGCCUCCUUCUGAGAAAGCAAACUUACAUCGAGCUUUGCUAACCCCCCCAUCUCUCCUCUUUGUUUUUUAAACAGUGACGUUAUCAUUUUAGAUGGAUUUUCUUCGCAUAUUAAGAUGGACAUGCAUUUUGCUGAUUUCUGACUGACAGAGUAUUCUGUGAAUUCGAUCGCAUUAUUCAGUGUCACGUUGUAAAGAUCACUCGUGGAUCGGACAAAGUGAAUAUAGUGACGCACUGGGAUCCGAUUGCAGAGACGCUGUACAGAAUCUCUAACAUCACCAGGUUUGAUCUACUGAAUCACCACCAUCUGAAGAUGGAGACUUCGGCUCAAACCACUAAUGAGACAAAGGAGACCAAGGGCUCGAUCAUAGAGGGGAAUGGCUUCACGGACACGGGCAAGAAAUCAUCACCCUCAGCGAUAGCACGAGCCCCACACCACAUAUUCCCAACACUCCACACUCCAAUUCCGAUUGACAUGCGUCACCAUGAGGGAAGAUACCAUUACGAACCACACGCCAUACACGCUAUACACGGCCCUCCUGGAUUAACUGGUAGCCCUGUCAUCUCCGACAUCUCCCUCAUUCGACUGUCCCCCCACCCUGCUGCCGCGGGGGAGUCCCCCUUCAAUGCUCCUCACCACUACGUCAGCCCCCACAUGGAGAACUACCUCCACUCUGUGCACGGCAGCCCCACACUCUCCAUGAUCUCAGCAGCCCGAGGCCUGAGCCCAGCGGAGGUUACGCAUGAACACCUGAAGGAGAGAGCGCUUUUCAGCCUGCCCCCUCCCCCCCCUGGAGCUACCCCUGCUGAGUACUACCACCAAAUGGCACUGAUGGCCAGCCACCGCAGCCCCUAUGGGGACCUCCUGAUGCAGAGCGGGGCAGCGGCAGCGAUGGCUGCACACCUCCCAGACUACAUCAACCCCGUGGAUGUAUCGCGGUACUCCAGCCCACGGCUGACUCCGAGGCUCAGUCGAAAGCGAGCCCUUUCCAUCUCGCCCCUCUCCGAUGCCAGCAUUGACCUCCAGACCAUGAUCCGCACCUCGCCCAACUCCCUGGUGGCCUAUAUCAACAACUCCAGGAGCAGCUCUGCAGCCAGCGGCUCGUACGGGCAUCUCUCUGCUGGUGGAAUCAGCCCUGCGUUUGCUUUUCCUCACCCCAUCAAUCCCAUGGCGUACCAGCAGAUUCUGAACCAGCAGAGAGGCUUGAGCUCCGCGUUCGGGCACACCCCGCCUCUCAUCCAGCCGUCUCCCUCGUUUGUAACGCGACAGCACAUGACGGGAAUCUCCUGCCUUCCAACCCCUGCACACAACAACAACAACAGCAGCACUUCCGACUCAAACCAGAACGCCAGUGGCGAGUCAGCCAUCAGCAGCACCGUGAACCCGAUGAUAACCAAGCGAUCCAAGGUGAAGACAGAGGGGGAAGGAGUGAGGCCAGCCUCCCCUGGUACUCAGGACCAUCUGGCUGGAAUCGUGGGUCUCACAGAAGAUUUAGAUAAGGACGAGUGUAAACAGGAGCCGGAAGUUAUAUAUGAGACAAACUGCCACUGGGAGGGCUGCACCAAGGAGUAUGAUACUCAGGACCAGCUUGUGCAUCACAUUAAUAACGAGCACAUCCAUGGGGAGAAGAAGGAGUUUGUGUGCCGCUGGGAGGAGUGCUCCCGGGAGCAGAAGCCCUUCAAGGCGCAGUACAUGCUGGUGGUGCACGUGAGGAGACACACAGGGGAGAAACCACACAAGUGCACAUUUGAGGGCUGUUCCAAAGCCUACUCCCGACUGGAGAAUUUAAAGACUCACCUGAGAUCUCACACUGGAGAGAAGCCGUAUGUCUGUGAACACGAGGGCUGCAAUAAAGCGUUCUCUAACGCCUCGGACAGAGCCAAGCACCAGAACAGGACCCACUCCAAUGAGAAACCCUAUGUGUGUAAGAUCCCAGGCUGCACAAAGAGGUACACAGACCCCAGCUCCCUGAGGAAGCAUGUAAAGACCGUACAUGGGCCUGAAGCUCACGUCACAAAGAAACAGAGAAACGAAGCCCCCCACCGGCCUCAGCCGCCAAGAGAGAACGGAGCAAACGAGGCCAGCACCAAACACAGUGGCAGGGGCUUGGAGGAUAGCAGCACAACUAGAGGCAUAGAGGACUGCUUACAAGUCAAACCCAUUAAAACAGAGAACUCUGUGAUGUAUCAGUCCAGCCCUGGUGGUCAGUCGUCAUGCAGCAGUGAGCCGUCCCCGCUUGGCAGCACCACCAACAAUGACAGUGGAGUAGAGAUGCACAUGAACCGUGGAGGUAGUCUGGGAGACCUGGCUGCACUGGACGACCCCCCCAUCGGGGACUCCACUGUUUCCUCUGGGUCCUCAACAGUCGGCCUUCAGCUGCGCAAAAACAUGUCCGCCACCCACAGACUUGAACAACUCAAGAGGGAGAAACUAAAGACGGUGAAGGAUUCUUGUUCCUGGGCCAGCCCAGCACCUCAAGCCAGAAACACCAAGCUGCCUCCCAUACCAGCGAUCGGUUCUUUACUGGAGAGUUCAAGUAUUGGUGGACCCACGGCUAUGCUACCCAACCAGAGACUGAGUGAACUGUCCACCAGUAACGUCAUUGUGCUCAAUCAGCUGAACGAACGCAGAGACAGCACCACGAGUACCAUCAGUUCUGCCUACACCGUCAGUCGGAGAUCUUCAGGCAUCUCACCCUGCUAUUCCAGCCGCCGUUCCAGUGAGGCCUCCCAGUUCGGGGGUCGUCUGAACAACAUCAGCUCAGCAGACUCCUACGAUCCAAUCUCCACAGAUAUGUCUCGGCGAUCAAGUGAGGCGAGUCUGAGUGGGGGAAUACCAAGCCUCCUGAAUCUCACCCCUGCCCAGCAGUACAGGCUAAAGGCUAAAUAUGCCGCUGCAACUGGGGGAGCUCCACCCACUCCUCUACCCAACAUGGACCGCAUGGGUCUCCGGACAAGGAUGUCUCUGUUUGGGGAUGCAUACGAGUCUGCAGCCGCUCCCAUGCAUCCCCCUACUGUGCCACGACGAUGCAGUGACACUGGCUACGCUGUGUCCAGUAUGAUGCUGCAGGAAGUGCCGGGCAACAUCAACAGACGUGCAAGUGACCCUGUACGGAGGCCAGCUGUUGAUCCUCUGUCUCUCCCAAGGGUUCAACGCUUUAAUAGUACAAACAGCAUGAACCCGCUCCCCCAGCCAAUGGAGAGACGCAACCUCAGUCUGCAGAACUACACCCGCUCAGAUGGCAGCCUGCACCGGCAUGCUUUCUGCUCCCGGCCGCCAAGCAUCACUGAGAACGUUGCUAUGGAGACGAUGUCUGGUGACUUGGACAGUCAGGCUCCAGAGGAUGACAUCAUGCUUCCGGAUGACGUAGUGCAGUACAUUAAAACUCAGAACAGAGUAUCUGUGGAGCAGGACACCAGCUCCACAGGCUACGGCAGCCAGGCGCUGGGCUUCCAAGGAAACGCGAAUGUGCCGCAGCAGCAUCAGCAUCAGUUUUACGGCCAGCGGAGAAUGGCCAUGGUUGACACAAACAUGAAUCAGCCAGGACAAAUAAUGGCGCAGUGCCAAAUGAGCCCAGGGAACCAGCAACAGUUCCACACUCCUCCGAUUAUCAAUAAAAAUAACAUGCCCGUCCAGUGGAAUGAAGUCAGCUCAGGUACUGUUGAUGUCAUACCAAGUCAGACAAAGCAGCCGUUUGCCAGAGGGAACUUAGCGGUUGUGCUGCAGAAGCAAAACUUUGGUCAGUAUCAGAACAUUAAUGCCAGCCAACAAACCAUGCAAAUGAAUCAAAAUAAUGCACACAUAGCACAGCAGAGUUUCACGCCAAGGAACACAGACUUAAAUACCCAAAGGAUGAACUACAUGCAGCAAAGGCAGCAGCAGCUUAACUUAAAUGAGCAAAUGAGCCCGCAGCGGGGGUAUAAUCUGAACAAUGCAAUGCUCAGUCCGAGUGCUGCAAGUGUAAACACAGGCCAGCUGCCAUCAUGCUGCAGUAUACCAGGCAGCUCUGCACCCAUGAUGACCAGUAACAGCAGAGGACCCGCAGUGCAGAAUUACAGCUCUCAGUCUGGGGUGGGUCAAAACCACCUCGCCCCCCCUAAUCAUCACGAAGGUUACUGUCCCACCCAGCAGAAUUUCAACAGUCCCUCCCAACCCACCAUGAUGAACUCAAGUUUCAGCCACGGCUUGAUGCAACCUGGUCCACCUCCAGGACCCGGCCCAUCCAACAGGCAGCGUGAGGCUCUGAGCUCCAUGCAGCAGCAGCAGGCUUUUAUAAGAAGUCCACAGUCCAUCCAUGGCACGAGUCCCAGCCACGCCACUUCAGAAGCAAGCCCCAAAAGGCCGCCUAACAUGGCUCAGUCCCAGGCCCAGCAGUGCACUAAUGGCAGCCAGGAAAGCAGCCUGAUGUUUUAUUCAGGACAGAUUCACAUGUAUGAGCACAAUGGAAACCUCGACACAGGGAUUUCCUGUGCAAGGCAGCAGCAGGUGGCGCAGCAGUGUUCCUCUGAUAUAAAGGCUCCCAGCAUGCCUUCCCCAGGAGUCAACCAGGUUUCAAGCACAGUCGACUCCCAGGGCAUGGAGCAUGCUCAGAUAGACUUUGAUGCCAUGAUGGAUGACGGAGAUCAAUCCAGCUUGAUGUCAGGAACCCUCAGCCCCAGCAUCCUCCAGAACCUCUCCCAGAGCUCCUCCCGGCUCACAACUCCUCGCAGCUCUCUGACGCUGCCUUCCAUGCCUGCUGGGAUAACCAACAUGGCUAUCGGGGACAUGAGCUCCAUGUUGACAGCGCUGGCUGAGGAAAGCAAAUUUCUUAACCUGUUGUCUUAACGCCGAGUCAAAAAGAAACAAAGAGACAGACAUUCAUGCUCUUUGGAAUCCUGUCUUUGAUAACCAUUUCAAGUACUGUGUCCUGUUUAUUUGUGGAAAUGACAUGACAGUGCUCUUGCUGUGGGCAGAGCAGACUCAGCUUACAGUAGUAAGUUAGCACAUCAAAGUGUGUCGUUUGCGAAUGACUAUUUUUCCGGUGUCUUCUCCAAAAGCACUGACCCAUGCUGGAUUCGACACGAGAAAAACAACAUGUGCAUCUCUCCUGUAAACUAGGGAAUUAGGUUUAUUUGUGUUUGUUUGUUUUCAAUAAUUAAUGUAUUAUGCAAAUGAAAGUGUUACUGUACCUAUUAGUCAAUAAGGAAUCUAAACUGGCAACAUGUUUUUAUGUCACAUCAAAAGCCAUAAUUUACACACAUUUUGAGAAAGACAUCUUGCCUAAACUUAGAUCUCACCGCAUUGCAUUUCCGUAAACAUCUUGCCGAACUUACAUUGAUAUUCAAGAAACCGGUAUGACAAGUGCCUUGCUGUACUGUAUAUUUCUGUCUGAUGGUAAGAGCACACCCAUACUUCAUGUAAACUUGUAAUGCACUGCUAGAAAACUGAUAGAAGUUAUUUAGAAUGCUUUUUUUUUUUUAUUUUUAUUUUUUUACGAAUUUUCUUGAUAAACUAUUUAAAAGGUAAAAUGACCUAAAUGAUGUCAUGGAUGAUGAUUCUGGCUUGAUUGUCAUCUUGUAUAUAUAACUGUUGCAUUUUCUUCCCCAGACAGAGGGCUUUGUUUGGGUUACUUUAGCCAUCCCCAUGACUAUGUCACUUCAGUUUACCUUCUAGGGUUAAAUGCCUGUCAGUAAAUUACAGAUCAAGACUGGAAAUGUAUUUAACAGUGUUCUGAUGAAAAAGACGAGUACGCUAUUGGUCAGUCUGCAGAGAUUACAGUGAGCAAGUACCGCAGAGUGUGCCGUCGACCAUUAGGGAAUGCUCUGCCCUUCAACAAGACAGCACUAGAGAAACUUCUGUAUAAAAAACAAUAUCAAUUCUGUUUUAUUCACCAGAGUUAAAAAUAACCUUUUAUACGCUCUUAACAGCACAUAUGUCGUGUGCUAAAUAUGUAUAUAGCUUUUGUACAUUUUAUAAAAUACAAUAACAAUUUUUUUACUUA
Molecule: messenger RNA, 6196 nt
Organism: Acipenser ruthenus (sterlet)
Lineage: Eukaryota; Metazoa; Chordata; Actinopteri; Acipenseriformes; Acipenseridae
Product: zinc finger protein GLI2-like
Exons: 14
Coding region: 529-5040 (1503 amino acids)
Biological process (GO): regulation of transcription by RNA polymerase II; smoothened signaling pathway
Cellular component (GO): nucleus
Molecular function (GO): RNA polymerase II cis-regulatory region sequence-specific DNA binding; DNA-binding transcription factor activity, RNA polymerase II-specific
Source: RefSeq, a predicted model, not a curated record